Solanum verrucosum is the source of this 5762-nucleotide messenger RNA. RefSeq lists its product as uncharacterized. Gene Ontology annotation, molecular function: chromatin DNA binding; transcription coregulator activity; histone H3K9 demethylase activity. Bases 516 to 5588 code for a protein of 1690 amino acids. The record is from RefSeq and is a predicted model, not a curated record. Gene Ontology annotation, biological process: regulation of transcription by RNA polymerase II. The transcript has 13 exons. Gene Ontology annotation, cellular component: histone deacetylase complex; chromatin. NCBI's taxonomy places the organism in Eukaryota, Viridiplantae, Streptophyta, Magnoliopsida, Solanales, Solanaceae.
UUUUAAAAAUCCAUGAGAACAUGUACAUUGGAGAAAAACAACUCAACAAAUCCAGGCUUCCCAAUUUUAGUCCAAUGGCUUCACUAGUAAUCUUUUCCCAGAAACAACAAAUCGAUAAAGUCAGCUACCCCAAUUAGUCAGUCAGUUUUGCUAUUGUAUGCUUCAACACUCUAUUCGGCAGCUGAAAAAAAGGAAAGAAGAACAAAGCAAACAGAAGUCCAAAGGAGAGGUGAGUCCUUGGUCUUGUUCCAAAGGAAACAGCGGCAUUACUCCUCUAUGAAUUCCCCUUGUGGUCCCUUUAUUCAUUAGUUUCUUCAAAGGCUGAAUUUUUUUUUGUGGGGUUCUCUUUUCUUGGGAAGUUGAAUUCUGUAGGUGAUUUUUUUUAGGGUUUAUGUUAAAUACAGAAACAAAAUCAAGAAAAGACAUGAAAAGGGUGUCCAAUGAUGACCAAAGUUUGAGUUUUGUUCAUCAGUAGGUUGGAGGGUUGUUCUGUUUCCUGUCAAGAUUCAAUUUUGAUGGUUGAUGACAAGGUUAUGGAAGACCUGAAUCAGAAGCAGGGGAGUUUUUAUGGUCAGCAAGUUUUGGUACCUUUUAUGGAAAAUGUAGUAGCUAAUGCUAGUGUGAUAAGUUCAAAGAAAAGGGGAAGACCAAAGGGUUCUAAGAAUAACAGGAGAAGUGUGGAAGAAAAUGUGGGAACUUCAGGUACAGCUAGUGUGAUGGAUGGCAGUGGACAAAGGGUUCUUAUGAAGAAGAAGAAUAGACUAGACAGGCCAAAGGGUUCCAAGAAUAGCAGGAGAAGUGGUGAAGAAGAUGGGGGAAUUUCAGGUACAGUUAGUGUGAUGGAUGGCAGUAGAGAAGGGUUUCUUAUGAAGAAGAAGAUGCGACUAGGCAGGCCGAAGGGUUACAAGAAUAACAGAAGAAGUGGUGAAGAAAAUGUGGGAAUUUCAGGUACAGUUAGCAUGAUGGAUGGAGAAGGGGUUCUUAUGAAGAAGAAGAAUAAGCGACUAGGCAGGCCGAAGGGCUCCAAGAAUAAGAAGAGAAAGGCUGGAGAAAAUGGGGAAUCACCAAGUGCAGCUGGCAUAGGCAAUGACAGUGAUGUGAUGCUUAUGAAGAAGAAGAAGAAUGUUGGACAAAGGCACAAAGGUUCUAAGAGCGAAAAGAAAAAUAUGGAACAAAACAGGGAGCAUCAGGUAAGGAGAACCAAGAAGGAAGGUGAGGAAAGGAGGAAGGAUUGUGGAGAAGAAGGGAGUAUCAAGAAGCGAGGUCGAGGAAGGCCAAAGGGUUCAAAGAGUGAGAAGAAAACUGUGACUGGUAAUGAAAUGGGGGUAGUGUUACUAAUAGAUGAUACUAGUGUUGGAAAGAGAAAUACAGAUGUUGUUGAGAAGGAAAUCUGUACAACUGGUGAUUUUGGAAUAAGCGCAAAUCAAGUUUCUGGACACAAUGAGAUUGUCAAGAAGAAAAUUGGUCGGCCCAAGGGCUCCAGGAACAAGAAGAAAGUCUUGGUAGGUCGUCUGACUGUUCCUAGUUGCAAUGGAGGUGGAAGCAAGGAUAUUGAUAGCAAUAAAGGGAAGAUUUUUAUGCCUGCAGAAAAUGCUGGGAAACUGGACGAUUUUGUUGUGGGUUACAAAAAACAUAUAGUCAAGCGAGGUCGGCCCAGGGGUUCAAAGACUAAGAAGAAAAUCACAUUAGGCUAUAUGAGUAAUGCUACUAGUGGACAUGAAGUAGAUGUUAUGUGCCAAGGCGAGAAUGAGAAAAGAAUCACAAUGGCUGGUCAAAAUGGAGUAAUUCUGAAUGAGGAACAAGGGAUGAUAGUCAAGAAGAAGGACAGGUGUGGCAGAUCCAGAGGUUCAAGGACCAAGAGCAAAGUUAUACCAGGCCAUUCGAGUGGUACUAAUACUAAUGAUGGAGACAUGGAUGCAGUCAGGAAGGAAGAUGAUGGAAAGAGAAAAUUUGUAGCUGGAGAAGGUGGGGGCAAUGGAAUAGCUACCAGUAAUGGAGAGAGGAUAUUCAAGAAGGAGAGGCGUGGCCUGCCCAAGGCCUCUAAAAGUAAGAAGAGAACUACUGGCGGUAAUUUCGCAGAUGCUAAUCUCAAUAAUAGAGAACAAGAUGUGGGUACUAUGAGGUUAAAUGUGGCUGAAAAUGGAAUGCUUUUAUCUGAAGAAAAUAAGGGAGACCUGAAUGAAGUUGCUUUGGUUUCUGCAGUUAGAGUAGUCAAGAGGAAGGGUGUCCUUGGCCGGCCAAAGGGUUCAAAGAAUAAAAAGAAAACUAUUAUAAGCAGCUCCAGUGAUGUUUAUUCUGGUCAUGGAGUUGGAGCGAUGAAUAGCAGUAAGGAAUAUGAGAAUAAAAUGGUGAGCCUGACAACUGAUCACAUGGUGGGGAUACUGAGUGAAGUUACUAUUACUAAGAUGGAUAGCUGCAGCAUGCCCCAAGGCUUGCGUAAUGAGAAUAAGAUUGUUGAAUCUGGCGAGAAUCAGCAUGCAUUUGUUGAUGCUGCUGAAGAUGGCACCAGAAAGAUGGUUAAGAAGAAGAGAUGCCGAGGAAGGGUGAAAAGUUCAGAGAAUAAGAAACAAGCUGCAGUAAGGCGAGGGAGGCCAAAGGGCUUGAAAAACAAAAGAAUGACAGGUGUAAUUGUUACUGUUACUAAUGGGGUAAAUUUGAGCAUAAAGCGAAAGAAUGGACGUGGACGACCUAAAGGCUCAAAAAAUAAGAAAUCAAAAAUUAUGAGUGAAGAAAAUAAUAAAACUGCCGGAGCAAUUAUAGUGCAUGAUGACGGAGGAGGUAGUCAAGCUGAGCAGAAAGUGAAACACUGUGGCAUGCUUCCUUUUGCCACUGAAAAUGGGGGAAUAUUAGAUGAAUCUGUUUUAUUGGAUGCUUUGGGAGGUCGGGUCAGUAAGAGGAAAGUUAGCAGCGGGAGACCAAAAGGUUCAAAGAACAAGAAAAAGGCAGUCGCUUUCAAUAUGGGGUUUCCUUGUCAAGUUAGUUGUCAGAAUGCUGUUAGUAAGAUGGUUAAGCGCAGAGGGAGGCCGAAGGGUUUAAAUGAUAAGAAGAAAAUUUCUAUCGUCUCUGAAUGCAUGGGAGAGCAGGAACUUAGUGCAAAUGCAGAAACAAGUGGACUGACAGUGCAAGGAGUAUUGGACGCUAUUACUUGGAAGGAUCAGCAGAACUUUUGGUGUCAUCAGUGCAGAAAUUAUAAAGCUUCUGUUGUUACCUGUUCAAAAUGCAGAAGGAAACGCUAUUGCAACGACUGCAUUGCAAAGUGGUAUCCAGAUAGAACAAACGACGAAGUAGAGGACACAUGUCCUUUCUGUUAUGGUAAUUGCAAUUGUGGAGCUUGCCUUCAAAAAGAUGUCUUCUUUAAGGACUGCUGCAAAGAAACUGAUGAAAAUAUGAGAUUGGAGGGUUCACUUUAUUUGCUAUUCAACAUUCUGCCCCUCCUCAGGCAUAUUCAAAAGGAGCAAAGGUUUGAGCUAGAGGUUGAAGCAAACAUUCGCGGUGUUCAGCUGACAGAAGAAGACGUCACCAUAUCAGUCGUUGAUGAUGAUGAUAGAGUGUAUUGUGAUAAUUGCAACACAUCCAUUGUCAAUUUCCAUAGAAGCUGCCCAAAUCCUGAUUGCUCAUACGAUAUCUGUGUCAAUUGUUGUCGGGAACUCAGAGAUGGUGCUCCUCUCAGCAAGUCGGUGGAAGCUAGUCGUAUCACAGCAUUGAAGGGAAACGAUGCGCCAGAUGGCUGGAAAAGUCCUGAGACCCUCCUUGCUAAUGAUUGUCCAACUCACAUGUCCUUUGAUGUUGCUGAGUGGAGAGCCAAAUCUGAUGGCAGUAUACCUUGUCCUCCUAAAGAGUGUGGUGGUUGUGGCUCUUCUUUAAUGGCUCUAAGGCGUAUCUUCAAAGCAAAUUGGGUAGACCAACUAAUUCAAAGUGCUGAGGCCUUAACAUGCAACUACCACCUUCCAGAUAUAGAUUUGUCGCAUGGGUGUUCAUUUUGUCUUGCUACCUCUUCUGUCCAAAACGGUGAUAACCACUGUCAAGUAAGACAGGCAUCUUUUAGGAACAACAGCCACGAUAAUUUUCUGUACUGUCCUAAUGCUGUUCACAUUGAUGGUAACGAGUUUGAGCAUUUUCAAAUGCAUUGGAGGGCUGGUGAACCUGUAAUAGUUAGAAAUGCACAAGCUAAUGCCUCUGGUCUUAGCUGGGAGCCAAUGGUAAUGUGGAGGGCCUUCAGAAAAGCAAGUAAAAAGCUAAAAGAGGAGCAUUUCUCUGUCAUGUCCAUUGAUUGCUUGGAUUGGUGUCAGGUUCAGAUAAAUAUUCAUCAGUUCUUCAAGGGCUACUUGGAGGGUCGCAGGCAUCACAAUGGGUGGCCAGAAAUUUUAAAACUGAAGGAUUGGCCUCCGGCUAAUACUUUUGAAGAAUGUUUGCCGAGGCAUGGAGCUGACUUUUUUGCUAUGCUUCCGUUUAGCGAAUACACUCAUCCUAGACAAGGUCUUCUAAAUUUGGCCACUAAGCUCCCCGAUACUGCCUUGAAGCCAGACUUGGGACCUAAAACGUAUAUUGCUUAUGGAUAUCAAGAAGAGCUUGGGAGAGGUGAUUCUGUCACUAAGUUGCAUUGUGAUAUCUCUGAUGCGGUCAACAUAUUGACUCAUACAACCAAAGCAAAAGUUGAUCACAAGCAACAUGAAAUCAUUGAGAAACUAAGGAAGCAACAAGAGGUUGAAGAUUCAAAGGAACGUUGUCCAGGCAUAGCUGAGGCUCCAGAUUCUCAUCAAAGAUCUGACGAAACUGAAACUAAAGACUUUUAUUCUCAGGAAAGCACUGAUGAUAACGAAAGUUGCUUGCCAGAAACCAUGGACAAGGGGAAAGAUAUUGAUAACGGAGAAAAUAUAAUUUCCGAAAGGGAUUACAAUGAUAUAUCUGGCAGAAUUUCUCUACCCAAUGAGAUAAACCCAAGUACCAAUGCCUUGGCACUAGCAGAAGCGAAUGUAGCUCUCGAAAUCAAGCAAGAUUGUGCAGAAAUUGAAUGUGGGGGUGCAGUAUGGGACAUCUUUCGCAGACAAGAUGUACCCAAGUUAAUAGAAUACUUGCAGAGGCAUUGGAGAGAAUUUCGCCAUUUUAACAAUGCUCCUGUGGCUUCAGUUAUUCACCCUAUCCAUGAUCAGACAUUUUUUUUGGAGGAGAAGCAUAAAAAACAGCUGAAGGAGGAGUUCAACGUUGAGCCAUGGACGUUUGAGCAGUACCUUGGUGAAGCUGUUUUUAUUCCUGCAGGAUGUCCUCAUCAAGUGAGAAAUAGACAGUCAUGUAUCAAGGUUGCUGUUGACUUUGUAUCCCCGGAAAAUGUUCAAGAGUGUAUUCGCUUGACGGAGGAGUUUCGCAUGCUACCCAAAAGCCACCGAUCUAAGGAAGAUAUAUUGGAGGUGAAGAAGUUGGGGCUUUAUGCUGCUAGUGUUGCUGUUGAUGAAGCCACAAACCUGUUGUCAAAACUAAAUGCACCUCAAUCUCGUGAUGAAUUGCAACAGCUAGAACAUGCUACCGGAACUGAGAGCUCUAUUGCAGAAGGCCUGGAUAUGGGAUCCACCAGCUGUAGUAACCAAGACUGAAGGCUGUUCUUGUUAAAUAUGAAGAUUUUGAAGUUUUAGAGAAUAUUUAUUUGAUUCUAAAUCUUUUGAUUGGAUUGUGAGGCAUUUCUGUUUUUGUAUACUUUUUUUCGUCUCUCAAAAAUAAUCCCUUGAGGCAUUCUUUUAGAUGUACAAAAUUUUACUUUAUUGGCGGAG